Molecule: messenger RNA, 390 nt
Organism: Dovyalis caffra
Lineage: Eukaryota; Viridiplantae; Streptophyta; Magnoliopsida; Malpighiales; Salicaceae
Source: the annotation of a GenBank genome assembly
AUGAACAUGACGAUAACCGUUGAGCCUUUCAAUCGGCUUGUAAAGCUAGCGGCCCGUGCAUUUUAUGAUGAUGUAUCAACAAAAGGAGAAAGUCAGUCCAAAAACAAUGCUCGCGGCGAUAACAAAGGCAUUGCUGUCGUCGUUCUUGAUACCCUUACCAGACGAACAUGGGUUAACGAAGAAGUUUUGGCCAAAGAUUUGAAAAUACAUACUAAGCAACUUCGUCGGAUUCUCCGCCUCUUUGAGGAAGAAAAACUCCUCAACCGUGCUCACAGGAAAGAGACAGCAAAGAGUACAAAGAAACCUAAUGCUGCUGCUGAUGGUCAACAACGGUUUGCUAGAGAGGAUGAUAAAAAAAUAAGCUCCACACUCACUCUUAUUGUUGUCUAG